GCACCGAGUCUCUGAAGGUCUCCGCCUUAACGCUGUAAAACCUGCGUUAAAAUCUGUUUGUCUAUGAGAAGAGAGGCUGCAGGAAGGAAGCGACGCAGCGCAGCAGACAGACCCUCAGCAGGGCCUGCCAACCGUCUAUCUCUGGGUCCUAAACCGGCCGGUGACACGUUAGGACACGGACACAGCUUUAGGUGUUCACUGUUUAUAUGUCGGAAUGCGGUGGAUGUUAAUGACGCGUUAAAAUAACAGCUGAAAAUGACACCCGGAAAGCCCAAGCCGCGCUCCGUCUUCCCCAAAGAACGACACGCAAAACUUCAUUACAAAACCCUCAGUUUUAGAUUCCCGUGCUGACCUGCAGAAACUAAAACCAUUUCGGAUGCGAACUAAACCUUGUUUGGAUUUUUUGAAGUCUUCUGCUGAAUUCGACGUAUAAGCAAUUUACCAAAGCUUGCUGCUUAAUUAAAAGUACUAUUUUAUACUGCGAGUAAAUUGUCGCUUCCCACUUAAGUGUAUUCUGACGUUAAGGUGACAACAUGCAAACCAGAAAUUACAGAUGACCUUUUAACUGUAGUAAACGCUGGUCUGCAUAUUACAUGCACGCCGAAUUAAUGACUGGCACGCAGUGAUGUGCAGCAGCUGUUAAGACUUACUAAGUGACGAAAGCAUACUUUUAAAAAAAGCAAUGUCACAAAAAAAGGUUGCUUUUGGAUGGAAGUUCGGAGCAAGCAGCAUGUGUUGACUCUGCCAACAAAGACUCUCUCUAAUAAGCAGCAGGAGCAGGCAGCCUGUCUGCCAGACUGAUCCAUUGCACUAGGCCAGGCCUGGGAGUCUCCUCUACAGAUGCAGGGGAUUGUGGAGGUGAAUGUGAAACGGCUCCAGGAUGCUGCUGUCCUCAUCCCUGCUAACCUGCUGUUCACCAGGGGGUAUCUGAUUUACCAAACAUGAUGAAGACUGAGCCCCCAUCAGUAACAGGGGGCAACGGGGCCUCAGGUGGGAGCUCGAACCUGCGGAGUCCCUCGCCCCAUCGCAAUGCCUACGAGGCAGGGCUGGCAGCGCUGAAGAAGGCCACCGACCACCUCAACAAUGCCGCCAACAGAGGCUCCGACCCCACCUCAAAGCCUGCUCUCAUGCCCCGCCCGUCCGGGAUGGACCGGAGAUAUGGAUCAAAUGUCCACCGCAUCAAAAACAUGUUCAUGCAGAUGCAGUCUCCUGGUGAUGAGGAGGAUGGAGCCAAAACCAUUGGUAAAGAGCAGGAGGUAAAACUGUCCUUACCGAAGGCGUGCAGCCUCGGCGAGGACGUCGAUAACAGUGCCCUGCUCAAACUCGGGGGCACAGUCUCAGAGAGGGUCAACCAGUUUGACUCUAAAACAGGCGGGGAGCGUGGGAGGUCCUCUGUAGGUUUAUCCAAACUGCAGGAAACCAGGAGAAUCUUCGAGCAGCGAACUUUACAGGAGAAGCAAGCAGCCACCAACCGGAUCUUGCUGAAGAAGGAGCGAGCAUCAGGCUUCCAGGGCAGCCGUCUAGAUGUUGUUGCUCGCUUUAAUGGGUCCACUGAGGCUCUGGACCGGCUGGACGACUCCCCUGCUCCUGUUCCCACUUCUAUUCCUGUUGCUGCUGCAGUGUCAGUCAGGCCUGGUGAGGCUGUCAGCCCCACUGUGAGCCAGCUCAGCGCCGUGUUUGAAAAGGGCGAAAUUCAAAACAAUCUCUACCUCCCGCAACGUCGGUCAGCCCCUGCUCUAGCGCCAAAGCCAAAACUGCCAGCCAGACCAGAGCCUGUCGCGAGGAAGGCAAAGAUGUUCCCUCCAAGUAAUGAGGACCAUGACAAGGUGCCAGCCAGAGCUGUGAAAACCCAGGCAGCAGAGCUACCAGAAGUGAUAGGUUCCUCACAGAGGAGCAUAGGACAAGUGGGGGGCAGUGAGGACAGCGAGGGAUUCAAACAGUCAGGAGACCAGCUUUCCAACUCCUCAUCAUCCUCAGUGACUCUUACCUCCUCCUCUUCCCCUUCGAAUGCCAAACCUGAGUCAGAGACUUGGCAAGCCAUGAAUGAAGCCAGGGGCUCAAGUAUGGUGGAUACCUCACAGCAGGAACCACGGGCUGAUGAGCAGGACAGCUCCAUUGGGGGUUCAGAGCCUGGAGCCAGACUAGUGCAGGCUGAGGUUCAUGCCUCACUGGAAAAUGGGGAACCUCCAGCAUUCUCUCCCUCCUCAGAUGAGAAAGGCACAGACUCUGAGAAAAGGGGUGAGGAAGAGGAGGAGGACGAUGAGGAUGGCUCAAGAAAGGGGGAUUACUCUGAGGGGGAUCUGGUGGAUAUCAGUGCGUACAGUGGGCUUGGAGAGGAGGAUUCGGGGGGGAGCCAACUGGAUGAUGAGGAGUAUGAGGAAGAUGAGGGGGCAUAUCAGCCGGAGACCAGUUGCUCCGAAAUUGCAGGCCUUCCUGAAGAAGAGGAGCCUGUGCCACCCAGUAGGAAGAUUCAAUUCAGCACUGAGCCAAUCAAGGUCUUCACCACCUACUCUAAUGAAGACUACGAUCGACGUAACGAGGACGUUGACCCCAUGGCAGCUUCGGCCGAGUAUGAACUGGAGAAGAGAGUGGAGAAACUGGACCUAUUCCCUGUUGAGCUGGAGAAAGACAGUAAUGGUCUGGGUAUCAGCAUUAUAGGUAUGGGUGCAGGAGCUGAUAUGGGCCUGGAGAAACUCGGCAUCUUUGUUAAGACGGUCACUGAGGGUGGAGCUGCGCAGAGAGACGGCAGGAUCCAGGUGAAUGAUCUCAUAGUGGAGGUUGAUGGGACCAGCCUGGUCGGGGUCACUCAGAGCUUUGCUGCCUCUGUCCUACGCAAUACCACUGGUACCGUCAGGUUUGUGAUUGGCCGGGAGAAGCCAGGGGAACAGAGUGAAGUGGCUCAGCUGAUCCAGCAGACUCUGGAACAGGAGAGAUGGCAGAGAGAGAUGAUGGAGCAGAGAUACAAACAGUACAUGGAUGAUGAUGAAGAGACAGGUGAAUAUGCAACAGAUGAGGAAGAGGAGAUGAGUCCAAUGUUUCCAAACUCCAUUGAGGUUUUUGACCUUGCAGAGAACCAGGACACGUUGUCCCCUGUGGAGCUGGACCCCGAGAAGCUGGCCCACAAAUUCAAGGAGCUCCAGAUUAAACAUGCAGUAACCCAGGCAGAGAUCCAGCUAUUAAAGAGAAAGCUUGCUCAUGCUGAGCAGGAUAAGUUGCGUUGGCGGAUGGAGCGCGCUCAACUGGAGCAAAGCAUCCGGGACAGCAAAGAGAGAAUGGAGAAACUGGAGGGCUACUGGAUGGAGGCACAGUCCUUAUGUAAGGCAGUGGAUGAGCACCUGAAGGAAACCCAGGCUCAGUACCAAACCCUAGAGAGGAAAUACAGCAAAGCCAAGAGAUUGAUUAAAGAGUACCAGCAGAAGGAGAUCGAGUAUCUGAAGAAGGAGACAGCUCAGCGUCAAGCACAAGAAGAGAGCGAAGCAACACACAAAGAAGAGACAGACAACCUCCAGGAAAAGAUUACAGACUUGGAGACCAAAGUGGAUGCCCUGAAGACCCCCCAAAUCUCCUAGAGUGCUGCUACUUGCUACCUCCUGUCUGCAACUGGAAGAGGAGGGGCUCUGCCUUCAUUCUGACUGGGGCUGUGUUUUAUUCCAAUCAACCAUUUACUGCGCAGACAGGUAAUGGGAGGGAAACAAAGGGAUGAUGGUUGCAAACAGUGGAAGAGGGGGCAGGAUACAAAGAUGAAAGAAGCAACCUGUCAUCUGACAUCUUCCAGCAGCUUAGAUCUCUGUCAGGUCAAUAACCAAUCCCAGAAUGCACUUCUUGUGAUACCCAGAAUCCUCCUUGUGUGUCUUCCUGGCAACCAGCUUUGCAAUCAACAUGGAAACCACAUUCAACGAUGUGUACUUUAUUAUGGAUGAUCCAUUUUCGCUUGUCCUCUCCUCAUUAACAGUAUAUUACCAGGAUUCUAUUAUGGAAUCAGAUUUCUUUCUAAAACAAAAAGCGCUUUUAAUAAACAAGCUCGUCACAAAGUGCUUUAUAGCAUGACCGAGGGCAUAGACUCAGAGCAAAACAGGAAAAGACAAAGGUCAUUUAUUUGUUGUUCUUCUCACUUUGAACUAAAUGGUUGCUGAACCACUUUUUGGAACUGGACUGGAUUCUUCUGAAGAGGACAAGUGUGUUUUCUGUUAUAUGGCACUGAUUAUUUGAAUCAAAACUACAAGUAGAAGUGGCCACCUCAGACUUGACACGAUUUCUGAAGCGGAACCUCGAUAGUAAUGACAAAACCUGACAAAAACUAAAACUGAAAGGAAAUAGCCACCACUCUAUGAAAACUAUGGAACAAAAAUGGCCAACAAAAACUUAUGAUCAGUGGCAAAAACUCCCAUACCCAGCCUAGCUCUCUGCAAACUUUCUGCAAGCAAUGAAAAGAAUGGGGCAUAAGCACGCUUUUCAGGUGGCAUACUGUUUGUAUAUAUACUAUACAUGUAUUUAAAUGGCUUCAGCCGUUAAGUGGGUCUGAUGGGGGUGAGUAAGGCAGUGCAAUGAGUGAAUGAUAACGUCAUGCAUUGGAGGGGGGGAAGCUCAGUGUCCACAUUCAGUCUGUUUCAUCUCUUUCGUAUCAGCAUCAAUGGCAAACAGGGUGUGAAUAGUCUAAUACGUUCUUUUAGAUCUGCUAAUGGUAUAUAUUUGUUGGUGUUUACUACAGUAUCUGAGUUUACAUGCACACCAGUGUCCUGUUAUUCAGGGUAGUCAUGUACAUUAUUCUUCUUUUGGUGCAGGAAAACAUUGCUUUCUGUUUUCACAAAUUUGUUCUACCCAGGAUCACAGAAAAACAAAGAAAGCACCCUGUAAUAUGCUAGUUUGAAUAUACUAGUAUUCUGAGGCUGCUUAGUGUACAGCUUCCUUUUGCAUUCUCCAGAGAGGAACUUUGUCAUCUCAGUUAUUUAAACAUUUCUUGCCCGUAGAACUACUAAAAAUGAUCUCUCCGGUUGAAUUAACCUACAGUCAGUGGGUGGAGCCAAAGAGCCAAAAAAAUACCAGACAGUUAUGAAUUAUAAAAGAAAAUAUUAAUAUUAGAGAGUUUGAAUAAUAUUGUAUUGGACAAUAUUUCUCUUUUUUACAUAAAUAAACUUAAGGAUGCUUAACACAGUUUGGUUAUUAAAGAAGUUUGAAGAAUUAGUGUGUCUAUUAGAACCCGACCGACAAAAUUGGCAGGUUGACAUGGAAGCAAAAAAGGUAAUAAUAAUCUACAUUUUAUAAAUAACUACAUACCGACUUUGAAAUUUAACAGCUACUGAAUGACUAAUGUCAAAUUUUAAAUGCCACUGAAUUUAAAGCAGUUACAUAUUUUGAAAAUGACCAAUUUGAAUGUAUUCUGUCAGGCUGGCCUUAUUAUCUUGGGCAGCCUCAACAUUCAAGUUUGAAAUUUUGAAAUAAAUUUUGGUGUUUGCAUGUAAUCAGUUAAAUUUAAAACAACUUGAUUUUUUUGACCUGAUGUGAAUUUUUUAAUCUGACUGGAGUUGUGUGAAAAUUGAAUGCUUGAAAUUUCUAUUUGAAUUUAUGAACUUUCAGAUUGGGGAAUUCAAACCACAUACCACACAGGUUUCAGAGUAAAAUAUUUCACUGCUGUAAAUUUAGUGGUAUUGCAAUUUCAACAUUACACGUUAAAAAGUUGUCGGCUGUUAAAACGGACUUUUUCUAUACUUAUAAACUUCUAAUCAUUAUGGCCUCUCUUUGAUUUCAUAACAGUUAUAUUAAGUUAGCUAACUUAGCUAGUUAGCCUUUACGUUCAGACUGGACAUAGCCUACUUGCUUAUAGCUAGCUACUGGCUUCCCCGAGACAAAAAAAAUACAAUCAUUUUGAAUGAAAGAAUUAAAGUCUUUGUCAGUUACAUUUAUUAUUGAUAUUUCAAUCAGUAUUUGCCUUUUCUCAUUAGCUAGUGAAGCCUAUUUUAUGCUGACAUUCCAGGAUAAUUUUGCAUGAGAAGUGUUUCUUUCACAAGAAUAUCAGCUGCAGUGUUAUUCAGAAAACCGUGUGCAUGUAAAAACACUCCUCUUGCAUUAGGAGAAGAAUAGAUGAUCCCAGUUCCAGUAUUAAGACUUUAGACACUGAACCUUAGUCAGUAAUACAUGCCUGACAUGGCCAAAUAUUGGUUAAAUACAGGAGUAAUGUUAUGUUCAUUUAAGGUCAGAUACUUUUCAAGAAACCAGGCACCACUGGAGGCGAAUUAGGUCCAUUCAAAUAAAUAUUUUGCUCAGAUAUAUCAGUCUGAUAAGUUGCAAGCUUUAAACUACUAAGCAGAAAGAAAACUGUUACAAGUUUGAGCUUUGAAUUUGAACUCUGAUUGUCCUUAGGAGUUUCCAAUUUGACUUGCAUGGAAUUGCCCUAAUUUGUCAGUGGAGAUUGUAAUUUUUUGCAGUGUAUCUAUUUCCUUCAAAGAGAAAGGACAAAUUGACUUAGGGUGUGAAUUUGUCACACUGUGGUUACAGGACAGUCGGUAUAUCCAAAUGAAUCAUUGUGAUUUGACUUUUCUCAAGCGACUAAUGAUGGCUGUUUGAUGUUCAUAGUUAGACAUGGAUAGCAAAAUGGUGCUCAGUAAGACGAUGUUUAACACAAGUUCUUGUACAAAGUUGUGAACAUGGCCAGUUGUGUAUUUUGCUGCUCUAGUGUUAUUCACCACUGUUAUUAUUAUGAUUUCAUGUAAUGAAAAUUAAUUGAGACAAUGAAGCUUGCUGGCAAGCUCUAAUCAGAUUGCAGUAAUUGGAAAUGCUGAAUUAAAAAAUAAAUUAGGCUGCUUGUUUUUUAAUCAGUAAUGAAUACAGUAGUUUUGUUUUUUUUGAGAGUUUGUCCCCCUGUUGUAAGGUAGAGAGACUAAGGACAGUCAGGUGAAGGUUAAAGAUCAGGUUUCACAAAAACAAUGUGUUAAGCACUGCAUGUUAUGUCUUUUAGCCAUGCUAGCAGCGUGAUUCUAUAGAUGGCAAUGUCAGCCUCUUGGUCAGUCUGCCACUUUGAUACAGACUGUCAUCAUUCCUGAUGCCCAGAGGAUGAAGAACUGUAACUUCGAUGAUCUCUAGACUCUCAUUAAGUGCCAUGGGCAGAUAAAUCUAAUAUGUCCAAUACUUUGGUUUAUGAGCAUUCCUGUAGACCACAACUCUAUUAUUCCUAAUUAGGUGAUAUAGGCAUGCUAAUGGCAGACAUGAUAAAUUUUAAACCUGCUAACCAUCAUCAUGAACACUGUCACUGUGGGCAUAGUUGCAUGCUAACAUUAGCGAUUAGCUCAAAGCACUACUGUGCCUAAGUUCAGUAUAUAGCCACUUAUAUGGCUGUAGUAUAUAGCUGCUUGCAUGGCUGUAGAGUCUAGUUUUGUUAAAUCUAUAAACAGUUGAAAAUACUUAGUUUAGUAUUUUUACAGAAAAUAAAUCAUAAAUCACAGUUAUGGGGAUAAAGCAGUUCUGCUUGUUAUUAAAAUUCUGAUAAAAUGUUCAGUCUCCUAGUUUACAAAGGUAGUCCUGUAACAUGUUGAGGUAUUUAUUUUCCAGACUUGUUUUGCGUUAACCAAUCUGUCUCUGCCUUCGGCCUCAGUCUGGCAGAAUGCUUCACACCCACUCUAAUGGCAAGUCCCCUAAAGUGUUGGCGCUAAACCAUCUGAAUGUCUCUCACUGACCUAGAGGAAAUAGUCUGUAUUAGAAGUAUAUCUACAGAGAUGUUCAGUGACUCAUGGGAGUAAAGUUGUGUACUGCUCAAUUCACAGGAAUAUGUAAACAAAUGAUGUGCCAUUUUUCUGUUUGCGGUUAAUGGGGGGAACGACUCUUAACUCACAGUAUAAGGUUCAUGUUUUCAUGUAAGACUGCAUUAAAAAAACACAAAGUAUUUGUUUUACAGUAUUUUACAUUGUAGUCCUGUUGAAUGGGAACAAGAGAGCAUUUUUAAAGGAAUCAAAAUCAGCCAUAAGCAACUUGAGUACUUUUGUUAUUUUUAUGUCUGUGUUAAACCAAUGUGACAUGUACAGUUGCUGUUGUAUAAUCAAAUCAAGUUCUGGUCACUUUGGUUUUAAAAUCUAAACAAGUUUUCACUUUGCCUUGUUAUGAUGACUUUUUCAUAUUAGUUAACCUGCUGCUUUAGCCUUUACUAAGCAUUGACGUGUGCUAGUUGUUGCUGAUGUCACAGUUGUUACCCCAUCAUGUCUGCCCGUUGCUCAUACUUGCAUUAAAAAAAAAAAAAGGGUUGCCAGCAUUUAAGAAGUGCUCGCCAGUGAUGUUGGAAGAUCAACAGAUUGUAGCACUCCAGCGUUGUUUAAGUAUUGAUACAGGUUGUAGUCAGUUAGAUGCCUUUCUCAAUGACACCUUCCCAGUGUUUUGCUAUUGCUUCUCAUAUUUUAAUUAUUUAUUAAACUCAGCUGUUUCCUCUGCUUUCUGGGAGCUGUCCUUUAAAACCACUAUCCCACUGGUGGCCUCUGAGCAGCUCUGCUGUAGCAGGUGAUAGGUUUUAGUGCCUUGUUUAAGGGUUAAGGAUCAGGUUGUAGAGUGUCCAAGUGUAUGUGUUCCACCGCCAGCACCCUAAUAUCUCGGCUUCCCAGUUGCCUUGGGUGAUGAGCCUCCUGAUCUGAAUUGCAUUUCAGUGUGACCCAGUUAUAUCUGCUUACAAGUCCAGUUCCUUUUGACCUUGUUGAUGCGAUGACCAUAUUUGAUGCUCAGGGUGGUAAACUAACUGGACAACUUGCAUAUUUUGUCCUGUAACCAAACUUUAAAAAAAUCUUCACAGCCAGAGCCAAUAAAACGAGUAGAAACAGGUUUCUGUUAUGUACCACAGAGUAUAGUCUCGUAUAUAGUCUCGUGAUUGCUUUACACAGUAACUUUUAAGAAUCUGGAAACAUUGGGGAAGUUUAAAAAUGUAAAAAUAAUCAUUACAGAAAAUGUGGUAGUUUUUCUUUUGUUGGAAUUUUUGUUUUUAAUGCUCCAAAGCUUAAAGUCCUUGACAUUUUGGAGUAACUUCAGUCCUUUUAUAAUAUUAGCUGUUGGCUUGACUUCUUCAGAUACACAGAUAAAAUUAGAAUUAGGUGUCAUGUGGUAUGCUAGCUAGAAGAAUAACCAUGGACAGAGCAGUACCAAAUGGUGUGAGCAAGACAGUCUGACAACGAAUAAGCCGACCUUUGAGUGUGUCUCAGGUCUGAAACAGAUUUCCUUCUCUGCCUGGUUCAGUUCUUCAGUUGAUGCCACCAUGUUUGAACAGUACCUAUCUGUCAGCAUUAAUAAACAAAACUAUGUUGAACAACAAACAA
Molecule: messenger RNA, 9281 nt
Organism: Monopterus albus (swamp eel)
Lineage: Eukaryota; Metazoa; Chordata; Actinopteri; Synbranchiformes; Synbranchidae
Product: neurabin-2-like
Exons: 15
Coding region: 942-3569 (875 amino acids)
Biological process (GO): calcium-mediated signaling; neuron projection development; actin filament organization
Cellular component (GO): postsynaptic density; cytoplasm; dendrite
Molecular function (GO): actin filament binding
Source: RefSeq, a predicted model, not a curated record